AAGGACAAAAAGAAGGAGAUGAGUGAAGCAAAGAAAGGAAGGGAUAAAGAGAUAGAAAAGUAGAGAAACAAGGGAUGGGAAUGGAAGAGUGAAACAGAAAAAAGCAAAACGAGGGAUGAAAUGAGUGAAUACAUCAGGGUGGAAAGAGGGAGGGAGGGCGACUGAGGGAAUGGAGAGCAGGGAGGGCCUGAGAGUGGGCUCACCGCCCGCCAGCCCGUCCGCCCCUCCCAGUCCCACCCUCUCCCUCCCUUCCUCUUUCCCUAGCCGGGAUACCCGGAGCUCUCCGUUAAGGCGGGAGGCUCAGCAACCUUCUCCCACCGGGGAGGCCAGAGCCGGGCCAUGGGCAGCGGGAGCAGCAGGAGCAGGCGGGCGCGGAGGCAGCUGCGUAGCCCCAACAAGAACCCAGGGGUCCCUAGUGUCCAGGAGCUGGGCGAUGGGCAGCGGGAGACUGAGGCCUGCCAGGAGGAGGAGGACGGGAAGGAUGGGCAGCAGGAAGGCUCAAGAAAAGGAGCCCACGGGGAUUGCGCUGUCCAAGACUAUGAGUCGCCCCAAAAUGGAAAGGAGAAGGAGCCGGAGUCAGAGUCACUGCUGCUGGACCAGGUACUGGCCGAGUCGGAGGCCUGGGACCCAACAUUCGAACCCUGGCCGAGUCGGGCCUCUCACUCUCGGCUGGGACCGAACUCACACCUGGGUGGGGCUCCCUCCUCUCAGACGAAACUCAGCUGCGGUGGCGAGCGCAAGGUAUCUCGAGUUCAGAGCACCCAAGAUAUAGAGAACAAUAACAACUUUGAGACUUCUACCAGGAGCAGCAAGAGACCUGAAAGACAAACUCCCAUCUUGUAUGAUUGCUCAGAAGAGGAGUUGAUGGCGAGCAUUGAGCGGGAAUAUGGCCGCUGAGGAUUAGCAUGAACCAGGGAAGACACAUGACUUUGGAUGGCAGCCCCUGAGCGGUGAAAAAAACACAUCCUCCAUGGAGAAGGGAGACAAUGCCAACUUCUGUCUCUGCCUCUGCUCCCCAUCAAUCAGAAGUUCAAACAAUACAUGGGUCAAGUUAUUCCUCCACUAAGAGCAUCCUCUCUCUAGCAAGCAAUAGGUCAGUGUGGAUGAAGGUGUAGAGUCUUUCUACAAGACAACCACCAUUUAUUUGUAGAUCUGUAGAUUAUAAUGCCUAGAGGGGAACUUGGAGAUCAUCUGGUCCAACAUUUGUAUUUUGCAGAUAAGGAAGCUGAAUUCCAGAGAUGUAAAGAUCAUGCAAGUUGCUAAUUGGCCGAGUUAAAACUUGAAAUUGGAUCUCUUGACUAUUCAGCCAGUAUUCAUUCUACUGUACUAUCCUACCUUUCCUUUGAUAGCUGGCUUUUUAAAAUGUGAUCUUUCAGAAGUCAGUCCCGAAGGACAAUCUUUCAGCAUGGUGAGCCAUCCUGCAUUAUUGUCUGCAGUUUCUGGUCAAGGACUGCAGUGAGAAUCAUUCUUACGCAAUACAGUGGAAAGAGCUCCAUCUCUGGGGAAUAAGAGGCCUUGAGUUCAAAUUUCAGCUCAUAUUUAGUAGCAUGUGACCUUGGACAAGUAACUUAUUGUUCAGUCAUUUUC
This is a messenger RNA of Sarcophilus harrisii (Tasmanian devil), 1587 nucleotides long. It is a transcript of the gene CYS1, whose product is annotated as cystin 1. The transcript is spliced from 3 exons. NCBI's taxonomy places the organism in Eukaryota, Metazoa, Chordata, Mammalia, Dasyuromorphia, Dasyuridae. The record is from RefSeq and is a predicted model, not a curated record. Bases 340 to 897 code for a protein of 185 amino acids.